UCAGCUGGGAGCACGCGGCAGCAAUGAAAAAGUGACGUCACACCGAAGGCAGGACCAACAUGGCGGCCGUCAUGAGACUUGUCAACAGAGGGUUUUUAAGCUCAGCAAUGGGUCAGCAGUACCUGGCGUUUAGUUCCGUAGCGAAGGCUAAAGCCGCUGGCGUAGGAGCAGGUCAAACUCUUCCCGAGAAGGUGAGAAUAGUGGAAGUGGGACCCAGAGAUGGUCUUCAGAAUGAGAAGACCAUCGUGCCAACAGAGAAAAAAAUUCAUUUUAUUGACAUGUUAUCAGAAUCAGGGCUGCCAGUCAUCGAGGCCACCAGUUUUGUGUCACCGAAAUGGGUCCCACAGAUGGCAGACCAAGUGGAGGUGAUGAAGGGGAUCUGUAGGAAACCAGGAGUGUCUUAUCCUGUUCUGGCCCCCAACCUCAAGGGUUUCCAGGCUGCUGUGAAGGCUGGAGCUUCAGAGGUAGCCAUAUUUGGUGCUGCAUCUGAGCUGUUUAGUCAGAAGAACAUAAACUGCUCAGUGGACGAGAGUUUACAACGUUUUGACGAGGUUAUGAAAGCAGCCAAAGAGGCCGGCGUGCCAGUCAGAGGUUAUGUGUCCUGUGUUCUUGGAUGUCCAUAUGAAGGCAAAGUGGCACCUGAGAAAGUUGCACAUGUAGCAAAGCGCCUGUACUCCAUGGGCUGCUAUGAAAUCUCCCUAGGUGACACCAUCGGAGUGGGAACUCCUGGUAACAUGGCUGAAAUGCUGGAGGCGGUGAGCAGGGAGGUACCUGUAGGUGCUCUGGCAGUACACUGCCAUGAUACCUACGGCCAGGCCCUGGCUAACAUCCUCGUAGCUUUACAGAUGGGAGUCAGUGUGGUAGACUCGUCAGUAGCUGGACUGGGUGGCUGUCCCUAUGCCCAGGGGGCUGCUGGGAAUGUUGCUACUGAAGAUGUGGUUUAUAUGCUGCAUGGACUUGGGAUUCAAACAGGGGUGGACCUCUCAAAACUGAUGGAUGCUGGAGCUUUCAUCUGUCGAACCCUUAACAGAAGGACCAGCUCCAAAGUGGCGCAGGCCACCUGCAAACUCUAAACAAAUGCAAGCUGCAUGCUCUUUCACAGACUGUAUACUGAGGCAAGAUCAUGUAACCAGGAGCCAUCAUCCUCUGUAUGUUCAGUUUUCCUCGUUUUAAUUUUAGUUUGAUUGGGAAUAUGACUUUAAUAUUUGGGUAGUUGUGACCCCACCCUCUGCUUAAAAAUGUGAUAUUUGCUACAUGAUAGUAUGGCUGAACAUGGCCUUAUGUAAUGUCAAUCUAUUCAUAGGGGACCUAUCUGUCCAGAUCUAUGCCUUGAUCUGUUUUUCUUAAAUGGUGUGUUUAUAUUACAUUUUGGACGGUAUGUAAGCCAAAAUGAAGCACAGACCUUGUUUAUAAUAAUAAAACAAGCAGUAAAAGUGUCUAAUGAAUUGUACGGAAGCACAUUAUAUUCACCAAACAAAAAAAGGAUCUUGUAAUUAUGACUUACUGUCUCAUAAUUUCAAGAUGAGACAGAGAUCUUGUCAUAUGAGAUCAGGAUCUCAUUUAUGAGAUCUUUUCCUUGUAAUUACGAGAUGAUGCCUGAAAAUCAUCAGGUUUUAACGAUUUCUUUAGUAUCACAUUAACUCGGUGGUAGUUGUAAGUAUAUCAAAUGGUGCAGAGCAAAAGUGAACUAUUAAUAACAAUCAGCAUAACUACUGUUCCAAAAUGUAAACAAAUAUAGACGUGCCUCAAAGUUGCUGCCUACAGUGUAACUCAUUAUAGGCCUAUGCAUGUACUGAGCAGGAGUUGGAAAGCUUCAGAACCUGCUUGAGAAACACUGGGUUUUUCUGACAGCACAUCCAACAGUAGGCCAGGUAGCAAAAUUACCUGCUAAUAGCUGAUUCAGCGUACUUGGUGUUCCAAAAACAAAUAGGCCUAUAACUUAGGCUAAAAUCGGUGCCCACAUUGUAAUACACUGUAUCCAUGGCAACGUUACAUAGCCUGCUUCUUGUUCCUUGUUGAAGUUUAUAUCUGUUCACAUGAGUGAUGACUAUUGAUGGUUUAAUGCAGUGUAAUAAUUACAGUCAGGAUUUUAUAAUAGGCCCUCAUUGUUGCUGUUUAGGAAUACAGAGGCUACCUGAUCUAACUGUCUAGAUCCCAUAGACUAGUGGACUAUCUAUAGAAUGAAUACAAGCUUAAAUAUGAAUUUUCCAAAUAGCUUUUUUGUAUAGUAUUUUGGAAAAUGCCACAUUAAAUGGUAAAAGUUCAAUUAUGUGCACAGGUCAUACUUUUACAAGGAACAUCAAGGCGGCUAUAAUGUUUCUAUAGAUUUGAGUUGCUGUGGGCUGCAGCUUGGCCAUGUUUUUAGCCUAUAUUUAUUUACACUUUGGAACACUGAGUACACCAAAUGAACCUUUAUCAGUUCAUUUCUGCUGUGUGCUGUUCUACUGAGAGCAUUAUGUAGAUACUGAUGAAACCUUAAAAACCCGAUAUUUCACAAGCUUUCCGACACCGGCUCAGUACAUGUAUCCUACUGAGUUUACACUGUGGGCAGCAACUUUGAGGCCCUUUUGUAGUCUAUAUUCGUGACACUAAGUAUGCUGAAUUGACUGUUAAUAGUUCACUUUUACUAUGCACUAUUGGAUGAUGAUGAUAAUAAAGAAUAUGUUAAAAGCUGAUGCUUUUCUUGGUAAGUUCUGCAGCAUUCCAACCCCUCAUAAUUAUGAUUUCUCCUGAUCUCGUAAUAUGAGAUAGCAAGUCAUAAUUACCAGAUAACAUCCUCCAAUUUCUUUUUUCCUUUGGUGAAUGCAGUGUGUUUCUGUAGGAUGGAUACACUCACUGCUCCUGUCAGAAAAGAUACUUUUGACCGUCCUCUGUGCAGUGAUCAGUGUUGUCAAAUUAGGGAGCAUU
Monopterus albus (swamp eel) is the source of this 2907-nucleotide messenger RNA. It is a transcript of the gene hmgcl, whose product is annotated as 3-hydroxy-3-methylglutaryl-CoA lyase. The coding region runs from base 60 to 1073 and encodes 337 amino acids. Gene Ontology annotation, biological process: L-leucine catabolic process; ketone body biosynthetic process. NCBI's taxonomy places the organism in Eukaryota, Metazoa, Chordata, Actinopteri, Synbranchiformes, Synbranchidae. Gene Ontology annotation, molecular function: hydroxymethylglutaryl-CoA lyase activity. The transcript has 9 exons. The record is from RefSeq and is a predicted model, not a curated record.